AUGUCAAAAGCUUAUGAUAGGGUGGAGUGGAGUUUUGUUGUGGGAGUUUUGGAAUCUAUGGGAUUUUCUAAGAAGUUGGUGAAGCUGGAAAUAGAUGUAUUUCAACGGUGUCCUUCCAAGUCCUCCUCAAUGGACAAGAGACCCAUUAUCCCCUUACAUGUUUGUUCUUUGAACGUAUGUUAUGUCAGGUUUGCUAAAGAAGUCAUAACUCUUAACAUUCAUAGGAUACAAGUUGCCAGAAGUGCUCUUAGGAUCUCUCACUUAUUCUUUGCAGACGAUAGCAUCCUGUUUGCAAGGGGCAACUCCAAUGAGGCUGAGAAAAUUUUGGAAGUCCUUUCAAUCUAUCAGAAGGCAUCUGGACAAAUGGUGAAUCUUGACAAGUCGGAAGCCUCCUUCAGUCGAAAUGUUCGUGAUGAAUUCAAACAAAUGAUUCAUAAUAGGAUGGGAGUUAAGAUAAUGUUAUCUCAAUCGAGAUAUUUGGGUCUUCUGGUGGUUAAGGAGGUUUUUUCUCUUGUUGUUGAACACAUUUGGAAAAGGAUGAAAGGGUGGAAGGAAGGAUUUCUAUCGAGGGCGGGAAAGGAAGUGCUUAUCAAAUCGGUUUCCCAAGCUAUUCCUAGCUAUAUCACGAGCUGCUUCAAACUUCCAUAUGGAGUGAGCAAGGACAUUGAAAGGAUGUUGGUGAGUUUUUGGUGGGGAGCAAAGAAUGGGAGCGGAAAGUGA
This is a messenger RNA of Vicia villosa (hairy vetch), 720 nucleotides long. RefSeq lists its product as uncharacterized. The record is from RefSeq and is a predicted model, not a curated record. Bases 1 to 720 code for a protein of 239 amino acids. The transcript has a single exon. NCBI's taxonomy places the organism in Eukaryota, Viridiplantae, Streptophyta, Magnoliopsida, Fabales, Fabaceae.